AUGGCACCGCGGCGUCACGCCAACGGCGGCCACGGCGGCGGCGGGGGCGGCGGCCUCCUGGAGAACGGGGGCGGCGGUGGUGGCGGCGGUGGUGGCGGCGGCGGUGGUGGUGUUGGCGGCAUUGGCACCAACGAUCCCAUGGACAACCUGCUGGGUCCGAGCCAGACGACGCGUUGCUGCACGCCGACCGGCGAGUGCCUACGCGGCGACGCUCUAAUCCGCUUCAACGCCCUGCACGACGCGGUCAAGGUCACCUGCAACAACGACAACUGCCCGGUCGGCCAGUUCAUGCACCGCGAGUGCUUCGACGCUUGGGAGCAGACGGUACUCACGUACCUGAAGAGCUGCGGCCGCGCACGCAGCUGGUCCGAGCGUCAGCGUCAUCAGAAUCUCUGGACGAAGAAGGGCUACGAUCUCGCGUUCAAGGCGUGCGGCUGCCGCUGCGGCCGCGGCCACCUGAAGAAGGACCUCGACUGGAUGCCGCCCGGUCUCGGUAACGUGCCCGGCAACCGCCCCGACGAGAACGAGGCGAAGAAGAAGAAGCGGCGCAAUCGUCAGAACACCCGGCCGAGCCUGGCCGUGUCGGCCGGCCCGCCCAAUCACGGUAACCAUGUCGCCGCGAACGGACGCGGUGCCAGCGAGGCGCAGAUGAUCGAGUCGGGUCGCGGCAGAGCCGGCUCCUUGUCAUCCAGCACCGGUUCCAGCUCACCGCCGGCCACCAGCGAGCCCAGCGUCAGCCCUCUUCACCAGCCGCAGGCCAUCAUGAAAAAGAAGAGCAAGGUCGACUUCUUUAGCGAUCGCGCGAGACAAAGCUGCGGCGCCAACGGUAUCUUCUCGCGUCGUCUGGAUUUCAGCGCUUUCAACAGUCUGCCCCGCACCAAACUUAACUCGUAUCAUAUUAAGAUGGAAGACGAGGGCAACCACGGCAACGAUGACACCAGAUGCUUCAUCCUAUCGACAUUGGCCGCUCUGCAGUGGUCUCGAGUUACGUGCGUCCUUUGCCGCGCUGCCAUGCUGGUUUUCGACAGGUAUCCGUUGGUGGACGGCACGUUCUUCUUGUCACCCAGGCAGCACUCGCCCGCUUGCGCUGAGGUGAAGGUCGAAGGUCGCACGCAAUUUUUAUCAGCCGUGUGCAUGAGUUGUUUGGAGGGCAGCGGCGGCCAGCCCGUACGCUGCCGUUUCUGCACCCAACCGUGGGAUGGCUCGAGCUUGGUCCUCGGUACCAUGUACAGCUACGAUAUCUUCGCUGCAAUGCCCUGCUGCAGCGAACGACUCAAGUGCAACAGCUGCCAGAAGCCCCUGAUCUACCCUCAUCAGCGGCUGAACUUCUACUCGGACUACAGCCGCGUCUUUGGCUGCCCGCACUGCAGGGCGGUCGAUGCGCAUUUUAUAAAGCCGCUCUCGGCCUGCUUCACCCGCGAGCAGUUUCAGCUCUACAGCCAGUGGCCGUAACCAUUAGAGAACUUAGCGAACCGCCGCCGUACGCGCACGACCGCGGCCGACUUGUAUCCUCUCUUUUACAAGUCGAUCUCUCUGUUCCGGACGACCGUGCUCUAGAAUCCUCCCCUCGCGACAUGUGUAGAAGACUUUUGACGAUGGCGAACGCGCACGGGGGCCCCGCGAUCUCUUUUUUUUCUCCUUGGCGCGUGUUGUCGACCGGAUCCACCGAUGUAUUAAUUCCUAUUAACUCGCCAGACGCUUUUAUUUCGGUCGACGCAGCUGAUGUUAUUUCUUCGCAAUUCCUUAGGAAUCGUAUCUUUUUUUUAACAGUCUAACUCUCUAAAUCUGUGAAUCGAUGGAAAAGUCGCUAAUUGAGUCAGAUUCAGUGAUUAUAACCUAACGCCUUGCAUUGCUAAUAAAUAAGUGAAACAUGUUUCACUUAUGCAGAGCCGAAUCCGCUGUGCAAUUAGCGAGAACAGCGAGAAAUCCAUUAAUUUGUCAACGAUUAUAGUGAUUAUUCACUUAUUUAUUAGUGAUUUUCGAGAGUCAAUGAAGUUCAGUGGCCGAUCGUGGCGCGAAGAGCUGCGCGUCAGCCUUCUGUGCCAGACUCAAGUUCAAAUCCACCCAGAACGAUAUAAAACUCGGUUUUAUUCGAUUUGGAAACGAUCUCUCGGAAGGCAAAUUAAGGCAAAUCACCGAGUAACUCUGCCCAGGGAAAUUUUAAUAGGCCGUUAAAAACCGCCAUUAAAACUGUAGGUCCUAUAUAUCUACGGACAUAUAUAAAAGAGAUCGCUUAUAAGCGUAGAAGAAUGAAAUUAAAUUUCACUGAUUACCGGUGACAUGCGACUGAUGCAUUCAAUGAAUAACCCAUUGAUAAUCAAUGACUAUCCACUGAUUCAAAUUUAGAGAGUACCGAUAUGACGAUAUGCGAGUGCCCCUAGGCGCAUUCCCGUAGUACUAAAUAAAAAAAAUUAAGAUGUUUCUUUUUAACGUCAAUUGUAGAUUUGUUUUGUCUAGAUUGAUCUUAAGCGGGAGACGUCGAAUUUUUUGACGUUUCGUUUCGACGAUGCGCGAGGUGAGCAAAAUUAGCGUGCUUUAUUUUUUCCUCCCCCCUUAUAACGUUGCUCUUUAAGUUUUUUAAGGCAUUUAUCGUGCGAUUUGCUGAAAUAAACGGCAAUUAAUUUUUUUAUUAGUACAUACAUUAUGUUUUGACGAUUGUCAUUACAGACGUGUUUCUCUGAUAUAUAGGUGAGUUUUAACUAGUGAAAUUUUUUGUUAGAGGAA
Wasmannia auropunctata (little fire ant) is the source of this 2724-nucleotide messenger RNA. Its product is annotated as headcase protein. The record is from RefSeq and is a predicted model, not a curated record. NCBI's taxonomy places the organism in Eukaryota, Metazoa, Arthropoda, Insecta, Hymenoptera, Formicidae. The coding region runs from base 1 to 1452 and encodes 483 amino acids. The transcript is spliced from 5 exons.